Hydra vulgaris (swiftwater hydra) is the source of this 1956-nucleotide messenger RNA. Its product is annotated as serine/threonine-protein kinase VRK1. Gene Ontology annotation, cellular component: nucleus; cytoplasm. The record is from RefSeq and is a predicted model, not a curated record. Gene Ontology annotation, molecular function: ATP binding; protein serine/threonine kinase activity. Gene Ontology annotation, biological process: peptidyl-serine phosphorylation; signal transduction. Lineage: Eukaryota; Metazoa; Cnidaria; Hydrozoa; Anthoathecata; Hydridae.
AUGUUUGGACCCGUCAUAAACUUCGCGCGGUAAAAUGCUAAGUGUAAUCUGCCAAACCUAUCUAACAGCAUAUUAAAAACAACUUUAAAAUAAGUGCUAAGCAUAAUAGUAUUUUUUACUAUAACAGAUCAAAAAUGCCACCCAAAUCUAAAGUUAAAAAAAGUAUUUCAAAACCAAAAAAAACUGAUCCUAAAGGAAUGAUCCAGUCACUGCCAUCAGGUCUUGUUCUUACGGAUCUUAUUAAGAAUACUUGGAAACUUGGACCAAAAAUUGGUCAAGGAGGUUUUGGCUUUAUUUAUUCUGGUGCUCAAAUGACUUCUAAAAAUGUCUCGCAUGCUAGCAAUUCUGAAUAUGUAAUCAAAGUAGAACCUCAUGCAAACGGGCCACUGUAUGGAGAAAUUGCUUUUUAUCAGCGCGUUGCAAAAGUCGAGUACAUUGAUGAAUGGCUAAAAUCUAAAGAGAAAAUGUUUGUGGGAAUCCCACGUUAUAUUGCAACUGGUUCUUUUGAUUAUGAUAGUAUAAAAUAUAGGUUUUUAGUUAUGGAACGAUUUGGAACAGACAUAGAAAAAGUUUUUAAACAAUGUAAUAUGAAGUUUCCUGAAAAGACCGUUUGUUCUCUCGCACUUCGAAUUAUAGAAGCAUUAGAAUAUAUCCACAGCAAAGAGUAUGUUCAUGCUGAUAUCAAAUCUUCAAAUUUAAUGCUUGGUUGGAAAAAAUCGACUGAAAAACAAGUUUAUUUGUUGGACUAUGGACUGGCUUACAGGUAUGCUCCUGAUGGCAAACAUGUUAUGUAUAAAGAAGAUCCUAAACGAAAACAUGAUGGUACAAUUGAAUACACAAGUCGAGAUGCUCACCGAGGUUGUGCACCAUCUCGUAAAGGUGACUUAGAAAUUCUGGGGUAUUGUAUGGUUCAAUGGUUAUGUAGUAGGUUGCCAUGGGAAGAUAAUUUAAAGGAUAAAAACUUUGUUAUGGAAGAAAAAAUAAAAUACAUGAAUGAUAUACCUAGCUUUAUAAAGAAAUGUUUUCCAAAUGAAAAACCAGUUUAUCUUCAAGAUUAUUUAAAAAUUAUCGCUAACAUGAAAUAUGAUGAGCAACCUGAUUAUCAGAAAAUCAAAGACUUAUUUGUUGCUGCUUUAAAAAAAUUAAACAUUGUUGAUGAUGGAGUUUCUAUUCAAUUGCCAAUAGCGAUUUCUGCACAAAAGAAACGCCAAAGUAUGACUGAAGACAAAAGUCCUAAUAAAAAGAAGAAAAUCAGUGAUGAUUCAAAAGAUGUUGCAGAAAUUAAAUCAGUGGCACGUCUUGCACGCAGUCCUCUCAAAGAUAACAAUGAUUUUAAAAAAACAAAAGCAUAUAAAAGAAAACUUGCGACUGAUUCCAGUCCAGCUGAUCCUGCAUGUUUAACUUACGAUUCACAUUUGCCUAUAAAUCAAAAUGAUAUUUCUUCGUUAAAACAUUCCGAUUUGUUUACAAUAUCCGGUCACACCGUAACAAGAAAACCCGUAUUGGAAAAUAUGACGCGGAAGCCUAUUGUAAAAGAGACUUAUAAAAUGAGAAAUAAAGAACAAACUGACUUGAACGGAGCUGAAAAAAGAGUUAAUCUUAGGCCUAGAAAAAGAAAUGUACCCACACGAGACUUUGGGCAGUCACCAUAAGAUUUAAUUGGUUGGUUUAAAAAGUUCAUUUCUUUUCCAAUCCUUCUUCGUCAAAUAAAUUUUUGUUAUUCGCAGUGAAGUUAUAAUAAAAGAAUAAUGUGAAGUUAUGAUAAAAGAAUAAUUUAUUUUUUAUUUUACGAAAUUAUGCUGAUUAUUUCAUUUUAAAAACGAUUUUGUGGGGAGCUUUUAUUUAAAAUGUUAAAAGGUGUUUAAUUAUCUUUAUAUUAACGGCCAAAAUUACAAAGUCAUCAUCAAAGAUAUAAUUUAAAUAAAUUUGAUAAAAGCAAUAUAAUUCAGUUACUAA